This is a messenger RNA of Pelobates cultripes (western spadefoot toad), 3973 nucleotides long. The record is from the annotation of a GenBank genome assembly. NCBI's taxonomy places the organism in Eukaryota, Metazoa, Chordata, Amphibia, Anura, Pelobatidae.
AUGGGUGACCGGUUUGCAGCUCGAGUAGAGGAAUAUUCGUAAGUUUGUACUUUGUGCCUGCCUUUUGUGUUCCUUUAAUAUUUCCUUAUCACCCCUGGACCUCUUUCUCUUUGGGAUGGUAAAGGCUAUUGGUCCGUCGUUAUUGGUCAGUUGCCGUUCAUGAGUGUGCCUUAUUCGUGUUGUGUGAUCUCAUGAUAGAGGUGUUUGUUUCCAUUUUGAUGUCAUCUUUAGUUUUAGGUUUAUAUUUUAGGAGUUAAUUUCUAUCUUUGUUUUGGAUAUCCCUAAUGGUGCUGGCAAGUUCUGUUUCUGAAUAGUUUUUCUCAACGAAUUUGUCUUUCAAUGCAUUUGCUCGUGUAUUAAAAUCACUUAUUUCUGAGCAGUUCCUCCGGAGUCUUAGUAAUUGACUCUUCGGAGCACUAUCUAGCCAGGGUUGGUAGUGGCAACUGCUCUUAUCUAUAGCAGUAUUCACACAUACUUUAAAAAAAAAAUUUUUGUAUGUAUAUUCCCGUUCUUGAUAAAAAUGUUGAGGUCUAAAAAGUUAAUUUGUUCCCUGCUGUAUUCGUGGGUUAGGACUGUACCUCUAUUGUUUGUGUUAAGAUUAGUAAUAAAAGAAUUCAUAUCAUCUUCAGAACCUUCCCAUAUAAAAAAAGGUCAUCAAUAUAUCUAAAAUAUGAAACUAGGUUUGCUCACCAAGCAUGGUCACUAAAAACAGCUCCAGAUUCCCAGUCGGCCAUAAAUAGAUUUGCGUAGCUGGGAGCAAACCUAGUUCCCAUAGCUGUUCCUCUUUUUUGGAGGUAAAAAGAGUUUAAAAACCAAAAAUAGUUAUUUUUAAAAAUUAUAUUGAUACCUUCUAAAAUAAAAUUAAUUUGUAUGUCAAGAAUUUGGCCCUCUCUUGUUAGGGUAUCUCUUACAGCUUGACAACCUAUAUCAUGAGGUAUGAUUGUAUACAGUGACUGAACAUCGCAAGUCACCAAUAUAAAAUUAGAUUUCCAUGUAAAAUUAUUUAAAAACUUUAAAAGAGCCAUGGAAUCUUGAAGAUAGGAUCUCAUGCAUUUGACUGAAGGCUGUAGGAGAAUAUCAAUGUAUUGAGAGAGAUUGCAUAGGAGCGAGCCUAUGCCAGACACAAUAGGCCUCCCAGGUGGUGCAGUUUCAUGUUUAUGGAAUUUGGGGAGGAAGUAUAUAACUGGGGUAACGGGAAACUUGUUAUUUAAAAAAUUGAAUUCGUGUUUAUUCAGGAUACCUGAAUUUACGCCUUUAAUUAAAAAUUGAGUUAAAAUAAUUUGUAUUUGAUGGGCUCUGAAGAGAGUUUGUCAUUUUUGUCAUUCAGUUGUCUGUGUGCCUCUUCUAUAUACAUUUGGCUAGAUUGAAUAACUAUUCCUCCACCUUUAUCUGCAGGCUUGAUUACAAUAUUUACAUCAUCCUGUAGUUCUUUUAGUGCCAACUUCUCUAUGAGUGUGAGGUUAUGAGGAUCGUAUUUGGUAUUUUUGAUUUUUUUCUAAAUCUUUUAUAACCAAUUUUUCAAACAUAGUAAGAGUAAGAGUUUUAAAAUGAGCCGGAUAAAAAGUAGAUUUUUCUCUGAGAUGUGUGUUCAUGAUAUGGUUAUUAUGGGAGGGAAUUGGGGGGAUAAAAUUGGAUUUUGAGUAUGGUUAUCUCCAAUUUUUUCGAAAAAGAAUCGUUUGAGGGUGGCUGACAACCCAUACCGAAAGUAAAGGGAAUUUAAUUUGCUAGCACUAUAUUUAACCCUAUAACUUUCCAAGACACCAUAAAACCUGUACAUGGGGGUACUGUUCUACUCGGGAGACUUCGCUGAACACAAAUAUUAGUGUUUCAAAACAGUAAAAUGUAUUACAACGAUGAUAUCGCCAGUAAAAGUGAAGUUUUUUGUAUUUUUAAUGCACAAACAGCACUUACACAGACGAUAUUAUUGCUGUGAUACUUUUUACUGUUUUGAAACACAAAUAUUUGUGUUCAGCGAAGUCUCCCGAGUACAACAGUACCCCUCAUGUACAGGUUUUAUAGUGGUUUCAAAAGUUACAGCGUCAAAUAUAAGGCUUGUGUUUCAUUUUUUUCACAUUAAAAUUUGCCAGGUUGGUUACGUUGCCUUUGAGACCCUAUGGUAGCCCAAUAAUGAAAAUGACCCCUAUGAUGGCAUACCAUUUGCAAUAGUGGACAACCCAAGGUAUUGCAAACAGUCUUUUUUAGUAGCCACUUAGUCACAAACACUGGCCAAAAUUGGCGUUUUUUGCAUUUUUCACACACAAACAAAUACUAACGCUAACUUUGGCCAGUGUUUGUGACCAAAUGGCUACUAAAAAAGACUGGACAUACCCCAUUUGCAAUACCUUGGGUUGUCUACUAUUGCAAAUGGUAUGCCAUUAUGGGUGUAAAUUUUAUUCCUGGGCUACUGUACAGUCCCAAAGGCAACGUAACCAAUCUGGCGAUUUUCAAUUUCAAAUGUAACGUGCUAUAUUUGACCCUGUAACUUCCCAAAACGCCAUAAAACCUGUACAUAGGGGGUACUGUUUUACACGUGAGACUUUGAUGAAUACAAAUAUGUGUAUUUUAUUGCAGUAAAAGCAAACAGUAUUAUGACAUUGACAGUUAAAAUGUCAUGCAGAACUAAAAAAUUUAAAAGAAUUCUUAUUUUCUCCCAUUUUUUUCAUAUUAAAUUAUGUUUCAUAACUAAAUAUUUGAUAUUAAAUGAAAGCCCUGUUUCCCCUGAAUAAUAUGAUAUAUAAUAAGGAUGAGUGCAUUUAAUAUGAAAGAGGUGAAUUACGGUUGGACAAACAUGUAGCGCAAAUGCCAGGUUCUGUUUACAUUUUGUUUUGUUCACAACGUGUACAUUUGGCUCAGUCCUUAAGGGGUUAACAAAUUGAGAUUUUAGCCUCUCCACCGGGUGCUGGAAGAAUUAACCUGACCUUUAGUUUUUUUUGUGUUUUUCUCAAAAGCUUUAGACAUUAUAAUAACUAUGUCAGAUAUGGAAAAGAGGAGAAGAUUCCCGAUGUACCAUACUAUAUUCGGGUGACUCCAAGGGAAACCAACAAACUAAUGACAUAUGCUCGGCCACCUAGGUAAGUGUUUAUUGAGACACAGAAUGACCGACCAUAAUCCUAUAACGUUAUCCAAAUAAACCCUCAGUGUCCCCAGUAAGCCAAUGCCCUGGUUCUCUCACUGGCUGGCUGUGUACACAGGAAACCAAUGAGAGAAGAGUCACAGAUAGAGAAUGAUGUCAAUGGUCUUUCUGAGCCAACAUCACAAAUAAAUGGGGAGCACUACAGCAAGUGACUUACCAGGAAUUACCUAAUUUCCAUAAGACAUGUAUUUUAAUAUAAACAGAAGCUUUAAUGGUACAAAAUAAACUAUUUUCUGGAAUUACUGUUACCAGAAUGUAAUGUAUGUAUCAUAAAUGAUCUGAUAGUGUCAUUUAAAGCUGUGCAAUAAUGACUGAUAGAUAACGAGUGAUAGGGUAGCUGACGGACUGAAAGUGAGAUGAAAGCUGAAGAGGAAUAAUAUAAGUGACAAAAUUGGCUGAUGGAUGGAAAGGGAGAAAAGGAUAUAAUUGUUACAACUGUAUUUUAACUUUUCGUAUUUUUUUAAUUGCAGGGAACCAUUCAUUUUCUCUAAGGUAAAUCCUACAUUACUUCCAAAACAAUGCAAAACAUCUAAAAAGGCUACAAAUGCCCAAGAAAAAGAAGUAGACAAAAAAGAACUGGAAAAUGAAACAAAGUAUUCAGCAGAGUAUUGUAAACACAACGUUAUUCUACAGCCUGAACCUGUCACAUGUCUAGAGGAUAUUCCCUGUCACUUGCUGCAGGCUAGGUCUCUAGAGCCUACAGAAGUUAUCACACAUCUAGAAGACAACACUUCUCUAGAAUGCCCUGUUUCUACUAUCGAAACCUCAUACAAGUGGAUUGACAGAGGAGUUGCCAGUAAACCUUGGUCAGCCACAGUCCACUCUGGAUUGUCAACCUGA